GCCAGUGUGUGGGUCAGAUGGGUUGACUUAUGAUAAUGAUUGUUACCGUCAGCUGGCUCAGUGUAAACUUCAGAAACCUGUUAAAUUUGUUCAAACAGGUCCCUGUGUCCGGGAUCCCUGCUUGAACCUUGAGUGUCCUAAGAACCAAAUGUGCCUUCCUUCCUUUGAUCUUGCUUCAGCUAGAUGUGUAUGCAAGGGACCCUGCCCGGAAUCUACUAAAUCAGAUAUUGUUUGUGGAUUGGAUGGUAUGGAUUAUAAUCCCCUUCUAUAUGUCUAGAUAUUGUUUGUGGAUUGGAUGGUAUGGAUUAUAAUCUC
Messenger RNA from Eurytemora carolleeae, 315 nucleotides. Its product is annotated as agrin. Gene Ontology annotation, molecular function: protein binding. NCBI's taxonomy places the organism in Eukaryota, Metazoa, Arthropoda, Copepoda, Calanoida, Temoridae. The annotation marks the transcript as partial. Gene Ontology annotation, biological process: multicellular organism development; cell differentiation. The transcript is spliced from 3 exons. The record is from RefSeq and is a predicted model, not a curated record.